UUUAUAUUUUGGCAGUAACUCUGCAGCCAUUGUAUAUUCCGGCAAUCGGCGGUCGUCGUAGAGGGAGGAGGCGAGGCCAUGAAGGCGGAAUCAAGCAUGCGGCAACGAGGUGGCGGCGUGGACAAGCUGCAUGGAUGGAACAAGGACUUCCAUUCUAUCCAUGUAGGUGCGUCGACGUCGUUAUCGUCGAACAAGGCCCACCACGUGUCGAACAAAAAGCGAGAAUUCUUCAGCGUACAGUGGAUCAUCGCGCCACUGUUACUGUCAUGGGGCGUGUGGAAUUGCUACAUGGCGCCUCAUUUGCUCAACGUCUUAGCGGCCUUCACAAUCGGAGCACUGAUCUUGCUCUGCAUGGUGUCCUCCGCGACCACAUCAUCAACGUGCAACGACGACAGUUGCAGCGAUGAAGAUAGCAUGCAGCUGCGUAUCGGCAUCAACAUCGUUCCCUCCAUGAACGCAUGGUUUGCGUCCUAUCUAUCGCCGUCAAGUCAAGACACUUUGAUGUCCAACGAACUACAUCCAUUGCGCCUGCAUCGGUCGGCGUCGACGACGUCGACGUUUUCGUCGGACAGUGAACUCGAAUAUACCGUCCGAUGCUCCGAGUCCACGAUCGCAAUCGACGACGACUUUGAUAUGUACCAGGACGAAGUCUUCGAGCGUGAGGACGACGGCAACGACGAAGGUGUCUUGUGGACAGCUCCUGACGCACUCAACAGCUGGAUGGUGGCAUCGCCGGUGCAGUGCCCUCUGGCCCCAGUACUGUCCCAGGUUGCUCCAAGCCCAGUCCAAGUAGCCCCACCAGUUGUCAAAACGCCCAAAGUCACCGAACCCUCAACUUCCACGAAGCGCAAGGUGCGGGAAGAAGCGACAGUUGCGAGUGGACGUGCGGUGUCAACCAAGCGGCUCAUCGUUGCUACCUCACGGAAGCGCGCGCCCAAGUCGUCGUUGUGUCGUUCCCCCGAGAUCCGACGCAUGAUGGAAGAGCUCGAGCGCAUGCAGGACGAGAGCGAUGCGCUGGUCGUAGCGGCGGAAUCCGUCGGCCUUGGCGCCAAAUGCACAAUGAACGAGCGAUUGCGGCGCUUGCACAAUGCGUAAAGCCAAAAAGUACUAGUAGAUAAAACCAAAAUAGUGAGAAUAACGUACAAUGAUAAAACCCAUAAAACGUGGUCAAAACCCGCA
Messenger RNA from Aphanomyces astaci, 1179 nucleotides. RefSeq lists its product as hypothetical. The record is from RefSeq and is a predicted model, not a curated record. Bases 79 to 1095 code for a protein of 338 amino acids. Lineage: Eukaryota; Oomycota; Saprolegniomycetes; Saprolegniales; Verrucalvaceae. The transcript has a single exon.